ACACCCUUUGGCUUGUCUCGCCCCUCAGAGGAGGAUGAAUGUGCAGUCAGAGCGCCAUGUUGAACGCUGUGGGUGUCACACACACACACACACAAGCCCAGCACACUAACACUAACGCUCACAUCAGCACACACCUCGACCGUGUCUUAGAAAAUAAAGUUUCUAUAUCUCUCACACGAGUAGUUUGUACUUAUGCCGGGUGUUACCCCUGGUCAUCAUCGGCACAGGAGGUUUGGUAAUGGAGGAAUUCAUCGAGCUGGCUUCCUUCACUCUGUGGAAAUGGUUUUAACAGGCACAGAGUAACACAGAGAAACUGUUCAAACGGAGAACGUGUGUUCGAACUAUUACACAACAGACUUUUUUUUUUUUUAAGCAAAACUGAGUUUAUUUUCAAUUCUCAAGGAUUUUAACACUACACGCCAUCAUGCCAAGCUCAACUAUUCGGAGACAGAUGAAAAAUGUGGUAAAUAACUAUUCAGAGCCGGAGAAGAAGGUCAGGGAAGCGACUUCCAAUGACCCAUGGGGCCCCUCCAGUUCUCUGAUGUCAGAGAUUGCUGACCUCACUUACAAUGUGGUGGCCUUUUCGGAGAUAAUGACCAUGAUUUGGAAGAGGCUGAAUGACCACGGAAAGAACUGGCGGCAUGUGUACAAGGCCCUGACGCUGCUGGACUACCUGAUCAAAACGGGCUCCGAGCGAGUGGCCCUGCAGUGCAAAGAGAACAUCUUUGCCAUACAGACGCUCAAAGAUUUCCAGUAUAUCGAUCGGGAUGGCAAAGACCAGGGCAUCAACGUCAGAGAGAAGUCGAAGCAGCUGGUUGUGCUGCUGAAGGAUGACGACCGUCUGAAGGGUGAACGCUCUCAGGCCCUGAAGACUAAGGAGCGCAUGGCACAGGUGGCCACCAGUGUGGACAGCAACAAUCAGAUCAGCUUCGGCCGUGGCUCCAGCCAGCCCAACCUCUCCACCAGCUACUCAGAGGAGUAUGGCAAGUCUGAGGGCUCACCUGCAUCAUAUCAUGGAUCCACAUCUCCCAAUGCAUCUUCAGAGUUGGAGCAAGCCAGACCUCAGACGAGUGGAGAAGAGGAGCUACAGUUGCAACUGGCUCUUGCCAUGAGCCGAGAGGCCGCCGAGCAGAUAACCCAGCCGGGUGUGGUAGCAGUGCAGUGCUUGAAUGAUAAUGUCAUCGUAUGUGUGUUUUGUUUGUUUUUAGCCACAUCUCCCAAUGCAUCUUCAGAGUUGGAGCAAGCCAGACCUCAGACGAGUGGAGAAGAGGAGCUACAGUUGCAACUGGCUCUUGCCAUGAGCCGAGAGGCCGCCGAGCAGGAGGAGAGGAUGCGUCGUGGGGAUGACCUACGGCUCCAGAUGGCUCUGGAUGAAAGCCGCAAAGACUCCAACACAGGGAAAAUAGCCAAGAAGAAGAAAGAGCCUCCACAGUCUUCUCUGAUGGAUUUGAUGGAAACGGUUCCCAAGGGCCCUGCCGAUCAAACAUCGGACCCUUGGGGAGCAGGAGCUGCAGCAGCAGGCCCCGCCUCAGACCCCUGGCAGUCCUAUGGUGCAGCCCCUAAGCCAGCUGCUCCUGUGGAUCCCUGGGGUCUUCCUAGUGCCUCUUCCUCAGUUGCUCCUCUGAAAAGCAGUGACCCCUGGGGGUCGACCCCGGGUCCUGCAGCUGCUGAUCCCUGGAGCUCAAUGCCUGCCACCCGCCCCAAAGCCCCUGCCACAGUGUGUAGCUUUGAUCUUUUCUCCACACCAAAUGGUACUUCCAGGGAGGACCUCUCUGAGUUUGACAGUCUUCGCUACUCAGCAGUGACAGGUGAUGGUAGAGGAAGCUCUGCCUUGCCAUCGCAGACCAGUUUGUCUGUAGGCUCUGAUCUGUUUGACGUACCGAGUGGCCCAACCAGAAAAACUCCAGAGUCUUUCCUGGGUCCCAAUGCCGCGCUUGUCAACCUAGACUCUCUGGUCACCAAACUUCCCCAGCAGGCUCCAGUCUCCAACCCCUUCCUCGCUGGAGUCUCGGGAGCAGCUUCAGCUCCUGCAGCACAGGUCAACCCCUUCCAGGUGAACCAGCCACAGCCACCCACCCUCAACCAGAUGAGAGUCAGUCCCAUGAUGGGCCUGAGCGGACAGGGCUUCAGCAUGGGCCAUAGAAGCAACGAGCCCUUGCCUCUGUCCUCAAUGCCCCCAGCCGGCCCCGUCUCAAUGGUACCCAUGGCCGGCAUGGCUCCUCUCGGGCCCGUGGGCCAGAUGCCAAACAUGGGGAUCCCAGCCUCCAUGUCCAUGCCCCAGCCGCUCAUGAGCGGAGGGCUGCCGCCCACAGGCGCAGCAACACAAGCCGGCGGCACAACCAACCCCUUCUUAUUGUGAGGAACAACAUUUACCUCCCCGAAACCCACACGAAUCUCUCUCUCAUCCCCGUUCCUAUGGCAUAGACAACGUAGUCUGUUGUGUUCCCCCAAACCUGUGUGCUAUUUUGAGACUUUUGGGAGUAGCAGUGGUGUUUACAGGUUUUACACUGGCAGGCGAUUCCCUUCCUCUCCUGUCAGAAAUUGGUACCAUACGACGAUUUGGUAUUCUUUUCUAAAUGUCCUCAAAAGAAACCAUCAGCGAUACAGCGUCUAGGAGAUUUUCUUCCCGGGAGCAACCUUCCUGUUUUUAACUUCUUUUUUUUGAUGGCUUACUUUUCUUAUCAGAGGCCUGAAACUAGGAGUACUGGUUCGUCUUAAUUUUUCUAAUUUCUAGUCUUUGAAAGCAGCGUGCUAGAUAAAGCUAACCCUUUUAAUCUAAGCAGCCUGUACGUUCUACGCAGUGCAUAUACACUGUGUAUUUACAGUACGCUUAAGUAGACUAUCUAUCAGUUUACAUGGAAAUGAUUUUGAUGUUCUAAGCAGGGAUUUUGCACAUGCUCUGAUUUAUCUUCUUUUGACUGUCGGCCCACCGUUAGUCCUUAGCGCGAGAAGCGAUGGGAAACCAUUCACUAAGACACGAGCAAAGCCGAGGACUAGGAGGGAGUCCGCGAACUGCAUGUGUGAAUGGUUUCAAACCUGAUGCCUUGAAAGAUGAAUUUCAUACUGAAGUGGAGUUGUUCUUUCUUCCUUUUCUUUUGUAAUGCAUGACGGGGAGUUGGUUUGCAUAUCACAAUACAGCUCAACUUUUAUACUGAAGCCUGUUUUUUACUGCUUUACAAUCCCGAGACGUUGUUUAUUGGGUGAAUGGGUUCUUUCAAUUAAGUACGGCUCACUAUUUGCACAGUACAGCUCCAUAUUCGACAGAUAAUCCAUACUAAUGAUUAGUAUUCAUCCGCUUCUCUGUGAGUAUCCAACAAUCUGAAAUGUGAUCAUUUCAGUAACGUUUUUAUUUUUAAUUUAUGUAUGCGUGCGUAUGGAAGGAGCAAAGGGAAACGGGAGGAAAUGGGUGUUGGUAUAUCUUCAUCAGGUCCUAAUGCAUCUUACUGUUAUAACCGACAGCUGUAUAACUAAUCACUGCUUCCUAAUGCAAUCUGUUCAUGCACGUCGGGAAAAAAGCCAAGCGUGUAUCAGAGCUUGCCUUUAACAAAAUCCUCAGUUCUGUAUUCGAAGCUAACUUGCUUAUAGUGUUACAAGAAUGAGUGGACAUGCUAAGACAGGUUAUAGUGUGGGAGGAGUCUUGUAAUAGAUUGUAUGAUUGAUUGCUUUUUUUGUUUGUUUGUUGAAUAUGUGGUAUACAUGUAUGUUAGGGGUCAUAUGCAUCUUUCUACAGCUAGAAACCUGUGGUUGAUUUGCAUUUUGUAUUCAUACAUUUAUUUUGGCCAUGGUUUUAUCAUUAAAUGAGACUUAGACUAGACUAUGAAUUGUUAAUCACAAUUAGCAGUCCAUUUAAAGCGAGAACGCCUAGACCUCGGUGUUUCGUGUGGCUUGCUGUGUCUACACUUUUAAUUCAACCAGUUAAGCACAAGAUGGCGAUGUUUGCCACCAAUAGUAGUUACCAAAGUGACAUUGCUUGUCGUUUUUAAAUGCAGAGCUGCGGUCAUUUUUAAACUGACUACACAUUUAUCUCUCUUCAGUUGUUCCCCAGUUAUUAUCAUUAUUAUUCCUGCUUUUUUUGAUUACGGCUAGAUUAUUGACUCUACGGUUUCUCUCAUCUGUGAGCUAGUGACCUCUGCUGGAAAUAUUGUGGUAGUACUGCCCAUGUGCAGCCUUGUAGCAUAUCCUGGGUGUUAUGGUCAAUAAUCUGCAGGCAUACUCAGGCAUUUUGGGGGGUGGGGGUGGCUAAGACAGCUUUAAGAGGUAUGUAAUGCGCUUUUGAUGGCCGUGAUGGUUAAGGCAGGCACAGAUCCUGCUAAACAAGACUCCCUGCUAGUGAACAUCACUGUACUCGAUUAUGCAGACUAGUUUUACUUUUGAAUCCACACGAUAUCUAGCUCAUUUCGUCUCGACCAUCUUGUUUUGCUGUUACCGUGUAUCACCUGUUCUUCUGUUAUUAUGUACUCAUUAUGCAUUUAUUGUGGAGGACUAACCUUGUGAACAUGCAUAACAUUUUAUUUUUCCAUGUUAGUGUGUCUGUGUCUUUACCAAACUGUCUCGUAUUACUGGGAGCAGGCUGCUUUUAUAGAUAUGUGCUCAACUUGUUGGCAUUAUGACUGUAUAAUAUAAUUUAUCAUCUGUUCUAUUGUAACAUAUUGUUGUGUACCUUAUUUCUGUGUAAUGGUUUUGUAGGAAAGUCACAGGAGGAGUGAGAUGUUUUAUUGCCAUCUAAACAGCAGCAAGUGAUUAAGGACCUGUAGCUGCAGUGGUAAAACAAAUAAAUUGUAUCAAUGA
Sinocyclocheilus rhinocerous is the source of this 4788-nucleotide messenger RNA. Its product is annotated as epsin-2-like. Gene Ontology annotation, molecular function: phospholipid binding; clathrin binding. NCBI's taxonomy places the organism in Eukaryota, Metazoa, Chordata, Actinopteri, Cypriniformes, Cyprinidae. Gene Ontology annotation, biological process: endocytosis. Bases 425 to 2359 code for a protein of 644 amino acids. Gene Ontology annotation, cellular component: clathrin vesicle coat; plasma membrane; endosome. The transcript has 10 exons. The record is from RefSeq and is a predicted model, not a curated record.